CCCACCAACCAUCAUCGAUGACGCGAGUCAUUUCCCGUUUCUCAGCCUCAACUGGCAAUCUGUAACGUUAUCCUCUAUCACCGCCUCUCCGUUUCGGGAGCUCUCAGGUCGUUCAGUCUUUCGGCGGAAGACACGAGAUGAAAUUCUGGUCUCGGGUCGACUCAGAAGGAGUGUUGAGAGAGCAAGCAUCUUCGAGACUCAAGUGAGCUCGACUUUGUUCGUUGGAUAAACAAAACAAGAUCCGCAAGACCCGUCGUCACCUCCACGAAGCAUACAAUUACAGCUCGCUAACAUGGACUUUCUAAAACCACAAGUUGGCAAAGCUCGCAAGCCUAAAUUCGAGCUUCAUCUCAAGAUCUAUGACCUCAACAACGUUCCCCUCGUCACUGGCCACUCCUUUGUCAAAUGGCACCUCACACACUCUAUGCACGCGGAGCACCGCGGCCGCACCGGCAAGUGUCCCAUCGCCAACCACCGCGUCGACUACAGCUUCUGUACACUCAUGGCAUCUAUCCGUAUAUCCGUUGAUCGCAACAACAACUUGGCCGAGUGCCCCAUUGAGCUCGAAGUUGUCCAGGAGUUUGCCGGGACCGAGAAGAUGACCCUUGGCUUUGUUCGCCUCAACCUCAGCGAGUACAUCGAGGAGAGCGAGGCCUUUACCAAAGAUGUCACCUCACCAGGGCGCAAGCGGAGCAACAGCGUGGGCGUAAGCCCUGCCGGUAGUGGACGUGACUUGGAUGUUGUCGAAGAUGGCAUUGUAAGGAGGUAUCUCAUGCAAGACAGCAAGGUCAACAGCACUCUCAAGAUUGGUAUCCUCAUGAUCCAAGUCGAUGGCGAGCGCAGCUACAUUGCCCCACCUCUAAAGACGGCCCCCGUCUUUGGUGGCAUCGGAGGUAUCAUGGGCGAGUCGAUUGAGGAUGAAGUCGGCCCCGUCCCCAGCAUCUCCAAGCCUCGCGAUGCUGCUGAGCUUCAGGACCUCUACCGUCGCACCCUCGCCGCCUCCUGGAGCCGUCAGACCCACGAGCUCCCGGCUGACGAGUGCAUCGAGGACAUAUUCAACGGAGGCAACGGCUGGAAGACCAAGCUCGACUCUGGGUCCCCGGACACUGACGAGGAGGACGAAGAUGCCGACGAUUCCGACUUCCGGGACGGCACCCUCCGACCGCGUGAUGUUCGCCGCAUCGGCAUACUCCACCACAACCAGAACAAUCUCCAGCCAAACCACACCCCUAACAAUGCCCACCCGCCGCAGCCAUCCGCCCCCGCGCGCUCCCACCGCCGCACCCCGAGCAACUCCAGCGAUAAGAGCGUGUCCACCGUCACCGUCACCCCCCACGGCCACCACCCCGGGCGCAAAAACGUCCGCAUCCACGAGCUCGACCACUCCCGCAGCCUCGCCAGCCUGACAUCAUCGAUGACGCUCGAUAGCGAUGCCCUCCAUGAUACCGGUCUCAAACGCUCACGAGAGGUUCCCGAGUUCGACAUUCGAAACGAUCUCGUUGCGUGGCGGCUCCCUGGCUCGGUCGGUUUGGAUAUGUAGGUACGGGCUUGUUUCAGGGCGAGAGAAAUGAAGAGGACGUGUUGUAAUGCUUUGGAUGAGGGCACAGUGUGGGGUUUAGAUCUUCAUCUUGUACAUAGCAUGGCUAGUCCUGUAGCGUUUAUGGCGAAGGUGGGUUCACCUCGUUAUUCUUUCAUGUUGCAAUU
Ilyonectria robusta is the source of this 1704-nucleotide messenger RNA. RefSeq names its product N-terminal C2 in EEIG1 and EHBP1 proteins-domain-containing protein. The record is from RefSeq and is a predicted model, not a curated record. NCBI's taxonomy places the organism in Eukaryota, Fungi, Ascomycota, Sordariomycetes, Hypocreales, Nectriaceae. The coding region runs from base 293 to 1540 and encodes 415 amino acids. The transcript is spliced from 4 exons.